This is a messenger RNA of Amblyraja radiata (thorny skate), 4298 nucleotides long. Its product is annotated as olfactomedin-like protein 2B. The transcript has 8 exons. The record is from RefSeq and is a predicted model, not a curated record. Gene Ontology annotation, biological process: signal transduction. NCBI's taxonomy places the organism in Eukaryota, Metazoa, Chordata, Chondrichthyes, Rajiformes, Rajidae. Bases 315 to 3311 code for a protein of 998 amino acids.
CACUUGGCUGCAAGCAACGUGAUACCCACAUCAGACGCAAACUGAAAAAUGCUCUCUCUCUCUCUCUCUCCCUCCACCCUCCCCAUUGGGUUUCAUUAUGAGGGCAGCCUAUUAAUAUCUACAUAAUUAGCUUCCCACCCCCACAUUCCCCUGGAAAAAAAGAGCCAAGUCUCUCAGUUUAGUGUCUUAGCCCUGAUUUUGCCGAUUUGGGGUGAAAUUCCGCACCCUCUUCCUGCAGUUGCUGGCAACGGCAGCCAGAGCCGUCAUUCGCGCCGAUCUCUUCGGCGAGGGAGAGGUGCAAGAAGCCGGCGAAGAUGCUUUUGGGAGCAGUCUUCGUCUUGGGCUUAGUUCUGUGCAGUGGAUUCCACAACUUCACCGGCAAAUCUCCCAAAGCGACGCCAGAUGUUUGGGACGACUCGAAGGAUGAGACUCAAACCGGGAAAGCGGCCAGCGAGCCCGAGGAGCCGGACAACACCUUAUCGGAGUUGUUAAGGGACUAUGACAAAUUGAAAGCCGUGUCUGAGGGUUCGGGUUGCCGUUGCAAAUGUGUGUUCAGACCACCGGGCCGGGAUGCCUGUCGUCGGAUCGAGGAAGGGACCCUCAGCUUGGAUGAUUCGUACACGCUAGAGACCAUCAGCUCGGGACCGCAUUGUAAAUGUACCUGCCUCGCCCCACCCUCGGCGCUCGAUCGCUGUCAGCGGCCAAUCGGGUUGCAGAAACCCCGGGAGGCGGAAGGCAACGGGCUCAAGUUCUCCAUGGUGGAACUUUUAGAAGACACCAUCUUUGGAUUGGACCUCUUAAAGCUGCACUCCAUAACAACCAAAUUGGUCAAGCAUAUUGAAAAAUUGGAAGAGACACUGCCUGUAAAGACGCCGAGAAGAGAUCGGCCCAGUGUCGACAGUGUCAACAAGGUUCAGAACAAGAUGGAGAAGAAGGAAAAUCACACCACCACUCAUAGCACAAAGAAAGAGAUGACUGACAUUAGCACAAACUUCCUGCAGAGAGACGCAGCUGCCACCUACACCCAGACUGAGGAAAGGCACAUCCGUACACGACCUGACAAGUUUGACAAAGAGUUCCAUCAGAAGAGGGAUGAAAACGAAGACACUAAACCACUGAUUGUGUUGCGGACAGAGCAGAAGCGAUAUGAGGGACACCAUAAGCAGAGACAUUCCCAAAGACCGACCAUUAUACGAGCCACAUACUACAAGGCAAAAGCUUCAGAGGACUCGGAGAUGGUGGGGGAUGAAGAAGUGGCAGAGGAUGAGCAAUCCAGCUCUGCCAGUGGUGAGGAUGGAACCCUUCUCUUUUUGGAUGACCAACUUAUUAAGCAGACUGAAUCAGCGGGUAAUGAUUCUCAGAGAACAAAUCCUGUUCUUACAACCAUCGUUCCAGAGACAGCAACACAAUCCAGAAGCCAGCAGAAUCUCACGGACGAAAUGGAGUCUUUGACGGAUGCAACAAUACUUGUUGCAGGAUCAACAAUUCCCAGUGUGACCACCUCCUCCAGCAGUAACAGUACAACUAACUUUACUGUGACCAACCCAGAUCCACACUUUGCUAAGACCAGCCAAUUCAAUGCCUCAGAGCCUGCCACUGUUAUCAACACCACUGCUUCCAUCCCACUUCCCAUUCAUACUCUUGUUUCAGCUCUUACCAUAAACUCCACAGCAAACACAACUUUUACCUCCUUCCCAAUCCCCAUCCCCACCAUGCCGAACGCAACUCACAUCACAGCCUCACCAGCUUCUACUGGUACCAUUGCUCCCAUUUUACCACCCAAUACUGCUCCCACAUCCCCUGCUGUCACCACCACGACAAUUCCUACUGAUGAAGUUCCCAUCACCAUCACAGUCUCCAUCCUCACUAACAAUGCAGAAACCACUUCAACCCACUCGAACACCAUUGCUGCCGUUUCCUCCAUAGCACCCACAACUAGCACCACGGACACGGUAGCAGCCCCCACUACCACUAGCGCUACUACAAUUACUCCCGAGGAUCCCACCACCCUCCCUGUAGCCAGUGCAUCUACCACCAUGAUCACCACAACUGUACCUAACACAACACCCACUACAACCACAAUACCAACCACCGUGACCACCAUACCCACAACACGCACCACUACACCAACACCGACCACAACCGCCAUACCCACCACUAUCAAAACCACCCUACCAACCACAACCCUAUCCACCACAACAACCCUACCCACAACAACCACCACAACCCGACCUACAGCAACACCCACCACUAUGACUGCAAUACCUACCGCAACAUCCACUACAACCACACCCAUCACAACUAGUACAACCACACCUGCACUGACCACGACCAUUGCACCCACCACCACCUCACCCACUACCACUUCAACCAUGGCAGCCAACGUCAUCAGCCCCAAGCGAAAAAUCACAACCCGUUCACCAAAAGCGAGGACAACUUUAAUCGCUCCCCAUGCCAGAAAGAAACCUAAAGUGGAGGGCACACGGAGACAACGUGUAAACCACAAAUCGAAUGAUGGUUACAGAACUUUUGAUGAGUGCAAGGAGACGUUGUCUACUAUCGCUAAACCCAAGACUAAGCACAUUUAUGGGAGGAAUGAAGGGGCCUGGAUGAAGGAUCCAUUUGCGCGAGGUGACAAAAUCUACAUCACCAAUUAUUAUUAUGGUAACACCUUAAUAGAGUUUCGCAACAUGGAAACCUUCAAACAAGGUCGUUGGAGUAACUCAUACAAACUUCCCUACAAUUGGAUUGGGACUGGCCAUGUGGUAUAUCAUGGGGCUUUCUACUACAACAGAGCAUUCACACGCAAUAUCAUCAAAUAUGACCUGAGGCAAAGAUUCGUGGCAGCCUGGAGCCUUUUGUAUGAUGUGGUGUUUGACGAGGCCACUCCCUGGAGGUGGAAGGGCCACUCGGAAAUAGACUUUGCCGUUGAUGAAAAUGGUCUUUGGGUCAUCUACCCUGCCAUUGAUGACGUGGGCUCCUUGCAAGAAGUGAUAAUGAUCAGCAGACUCAACACCGUUGACUUGUCCAUCCAGAAGGAGACCACCUGGAGGACUGGCUUGAGGAAGAACUAUUAUGGCAACUGCUUUAUAGUUUGUGGUGUGCUGUAUGCAGUGGACAGCUACAAUAAGAAGCAUGCUAACAUUUCGUAUGCUUUUGACACUCACACAAACACUCAAAUCAAUCCAAAGAUGCAAUUUAUCAAUGAAUAUUCAUACACCACUCAGAUCGACUAUAACCCCAAAGAGCGCAUCCUGUAUGCAUGGGACAAAGGCCAUCAAGUCACAUAUGGGAUCACAUUUGCCUAUUAGAAUGAAAAACACAUUGACAUUUGUGAUGGCUUUGUAAAAAAUAUAUAUAAGGGGAUUGAUGUUCUUCUAUUCAUUCACAGAUUGUAGAUCAAUCUGUUUUGUGUUAAUAUAAUCAAAGUAACCUACUUUAAACGAGAGACAAUAAAACAGACACACAAUGGCCCCCUUUGAUUCGCGCUUUAUACAAUAAUUGCAUUCCUUGCAUGUCAUGACUGAGAGGAAUAUGAUGCCUGCCGGACUUCCUUGCUAAAUUUCAAGCAGAUCAUGCUUUCUGCUUAAAUUUGGCAUGCUUGCUGAUCAUCAAAACUGCAUGCUCCAUUAGCAUUGGUCACUUUGCAUUGAAGAAUCCAGCCUCUCUACCCAUGUCUCUGCACUUUGAACUGGCCUUCAUGGGACUGUUGGAAAAAAAUCACAGUGAUGAUUCAGUUCCAUAGAUGUAAUAAAGUUUAGAUGUUAUAAAUCAUGAAACAACUACUUUAAGCAUCUUAAUCUCAUACCUUGAAAGACGGCAUAAUGAUAAAUGGUACAAUAUGCACCAUCUUCCAAAGGCCAAAUAGCUGAUCUCUGUUUCCAAGCAUUCAGUAUUGUGGAUUAUCCCCUCAAUGACUGAAAGGUAUGAAUUAUUGAAGUAUGGAUUGCACCUUACAUUCACCGAUUAGAAAUGGCCACUUCCCAUGAUGCAUUAUUAAUUGUCAUGUGCUUUAUAGUUACAAAUAUUUUCCUAGCAUUUAGAUUUUGCGAAUAAAUUGGAUAUAAAUCUAAUCUUGCACUUUCUGUGAAAUGCAGGGAUUGGGUAUAUUUGGUAUUGACGAGAAAAGUUAAUAUGAUGGCUUGCUCUAGGCACUGCUAAUUCACUUUGCUUUUGAAAAGGAACGAUUAGAUUCUCAUCAAUAUAGCAGAUUGUUAGUGUCUGAAACUGACAUUGUAAUAUGAUGUGCAAUCAAUGAUGCCUGUAUUAACCAUCUGGUAGAUGUGGAACUUAACCAG